Fonsecaea erecta is the source of this 3783-nucleotide messenger RNA. RefSeq lists its product as hypothetical. Gene Ontology annotation, molecular function: protein binding; sterol binding. Gene Ontology annotation, biological process: piecemeal microautophagy of the nucleus; exocytosis; endocytosis. Lineage: Eukaryota; Fungi; Ascomycota; Eurotiomycetes; Chaetothyriales; Herpotrichiellaceae. The coding region runs from base 1 to 3783 and encodes 1260 amino acids. The transcript has 2 exons. Gene Ontology annotation, cellular component: membrane; cytosol; nuclear envelope. The record is from RefSeq and is a predicted model, not a curated record.
AUGGAAUCCCUCUCCCAGAAAGGCAGAAAGCAAUCGACUAAGUCGCCUUCGCCCAUCCAUCUGGCAAUACCUGCCCACAAGCGCUCCAAGAGCGCCAGAGUCCUCAAUCUUCUCCGCAGCGACACCCUUCCUCGAGAAAACGGUUCAGACACUGAGUCGCCCGUGACGACCACCACCUCCACCACUGGCCCCUUCUCCUCGACGUCUCCUUUGACUCCGAGCGAGGGCCCACGACUGAGUCCAUUGUCUCCGACCACCACCAGAAACUCUCAGCUGGCCAUGGAAUCGAACGAAUACUCCCGGGAACCAGAAUCGUCCCACCACCUGCACCCCGUUCCUUCAGGCAUCUCUUCCGGCCAGGGAGGUUCGAUCGAGGACUCGGUCCGCACCUUUCGAGUCUUCGAAGUCCUCCGAGGCAAAGACACUGCCGCCAUUUCCAAAGCUAUCACCGAAUCCAUACCCUCUCCUUCCAAUUUGCAACCGAUUCCCGGCACAACAAUACUCCACCUAGCGAUCCAAUGCGCAGAACCUCAGGUCGUCGAGCAGGUGUUAAGAGAAGGCAAAGGCCUCGAUGUCAACGCACAGGACAAGGAAGGCAAUACCGCUCUACACUUGGCUGCUCAUCUCGGCCGGGCACCUGUCGUCCGAGACCUGUUGGAAGUGCCCGACAUAAAUGAUGCCCUCGCGAACAGGCAAGGCAAACUACCCAUCGACCUCGCUCGAACUCCGGAGAUCUUUCAACAGCUACAGUUGGCGCGUUCAAUUUUCCUUGACGACAAGAUCAAGGAAAUACAUGCCGCGUUGGGCCAAGGUGAUUAUAAGAAGUUCGAAACCAUUUUGACAGAGCCGCGGGUUGAGGGCACUUUGGAUGUGAAUGCGUUGGAGUUACCGACUGAGCCUGCGACAGUCCAGAGCGGCGGAACGCUAUUGCACGAGGCGGCACGCAAGAAGGAUAUCCAGUUGGCCCAGAUCUUACUGUUACAUGGAGCUGAUCCUUUCCGUCGCGACCGUAAAGGGAGGCUUCCGCAGCAUGUGACCCAAGAUGAUCGGACAAAGGCCAUCUUGAAGAAGUCGCCUGCCGCCGCUGCUGCUCAGCGAGGCAUACAAGAAAAGGCGAUUCUGGGGAACAGCCCAUCGCAGGCUAGAACAGGAUCUGGAUCCAGCGAUGCGACUAAAGACGCCCGAGAAAUGAAGGGAUAUCUCAAGAAAUGGACAAAUUACACGAGCGGGUAUAAGUUACGGUGGUUUGUUCUCGAAGAAGGGGUUCUCAGCUAUUACAAACAUCAAGAUGACGCUGGCUCGGCUUGUCGAGGAGCCAUCAAUAUGCGCAUCGCAAAACUGCACAUGGAUCCGCAGGACAAGACGAGGUUUGAGAUUCAUGGCAAGUCCUCAGUCAAGUACCAUUUAAAGGCCAAUCACGUUGUCGAGGCAAAGAGAUGGUUCUGGGCCCUCAACAACGCCAUCCAAUUCACAAAGGAUGAAGCCAAGGAAGAAGAAAAAAGGCGUACCCUUGACGGCGAAAGCUUUCGACAUACCCGCACCGAUACAUCAGAUACUCUCAGUGCAGCGGCCAGCAGAUCGAAACAUCCUGCUCAGUCGCUAGGAGUUGCGGGAAGCUCUUCCAAAGUAAGUUUCCGUUCCGAUGUGGAGGGUGGAUCAGCAUACGACUCGUACGAUGCGAGCCUCCAAGGCGAAGAGCUUCAAAGGCUGCCUACCAAUGCCGUUGUCAAUAUCGACGCUGAAGAGGAUGCCGACGGUGACGACGCUAGCAGUCGUGAAGUCCACCAGCCGGGAAGUAAAGACGCAUUCAAUAUCACCGCACAAUCUGCCAAGCUACAACUGGACCUGCUGGCAAGAGUUUCCGACGCGUUGAUCGCCAGGCAAUCAUCCCAGGCAGACACGACUCUAUCCGAUCCAGAUGUCGCGCAGGCUCUUCUCACCUAUCAAACAGCCGUUAACAGCCUCAAUGGCUUGGUUGCGGACCUACUCAAGAUUGCUCGAGACCGUGACGCUUAUUGGCAAUACCGGCUAGAUCGAGAUGCAGAUGCCCGGAGGAUGUGGGAAGAAAGUAUGGCCAAGAUUGCUUAUGAGCACGAAGAUCUUAAGAAGUCCAUCGCCGAAUCGGAGGACAAGCGUAAGCGCACGAAACGGGCUCUGAAAGAGGCCCUCGAGGGACAAUCGGUGCCCGCAAGCCGUCCGGGCUCCAUGCUCCAACAAGAAUCGAUGGACCAUGUCCAAUUCGCAGAAGCGGUUGAGAAUCAACUUGACCUUCGGGUAGAGGCUCAAAUCUCGACGAGGUCACGACGGAAAUCCGUCACUAGAGAUGGCAAUAGACGAAAAUCAAUCAUCGCGCAACUCACCAAUCUCUCUGACUCCGAAUCUGGAGAUGAUGAAGAGUUCUUCGAUGCGAUCGGCGAAGGCAAGGUUGAGGUAGUCGAGCCGCCUCUUCUUAGUCCUCCGCCUGUGCAUGUCCCGUCAUUAUUGGAGGAAGAAAAAGAACCUUUUGUCGACGAAAGGGCCAGAAAGCAAAUGGAAAUUGAACCCUCUUAUGCCGGAUACGAAGGGGGAGUUCGCGAGCGACUGAAACUGGAUGCUGACAAUCGUCCGAAGAUUUCACUCUGGGGUAUUCUUAAGUCUAUGAUAGGCAAAGAUAUGACCAAGAUGACUCUGCCGGUUUCUUUCAACGAACCAACCUCUCUUCUCCAGCGUGUUGCUGAAGAUAUGGAAUAUGCCGAUCUCCUCGACAUUGCAGCGGACCGCCCGGAUGCCACUGAGCGUCUCGUGUAUGUCGCUGCAUUCGCGGCCUCGGAAUACGCCAGCACAAUCGGGCGCGUUGCGAAGCCGUUCAACCCUCUUUUGGGUGAAACGUACGAGUACGUCCGUCCCGACAAAGGAUAUCGAUUUUUCAUUGAGCAAGUCAGCCACCACCCUCCUAUCGGCGCUGCGUAUGCAGAAUCUGCGCGGUGGGACUACUGGGGUGAGUCGGCGGUCAAGUCAAAGUUUUACGGCAAGUCAUUCGACAUCAACCCACUGGGGACAUGGUUCCUGCGCCUCCGUCCUUCAAGCGGCGGUCCGCCCGAGCUGUACACGUGGAAGAAGGUUACCAGUUCUGUGGUAGGCAUUAUUACCGGAAACCCAACAGUGGACAACUAUGGCACCAUGGAGGUCAAGAACUGGACCACGGGCGAAGUCUGCAUUCUUGACUUUAAACAACGUGGGUGGAAGGCCAGUUCGGCUUACCAAGUCUCCGGCAAAGUGAUGGACGUCAAUGGUGUCACAAAAUGGAGUAUUGGCGGGAGGUGGAAUGACAAAAUCUACGCUCGAGUCACCGAGGGAUUUGAAGACGAAGCGGUAGGAGAUGGUCGCUUACACUCGAGCAUGGGGAGAGGGACUCAAUCCGAUAGACAGCAGGCCUUCCUCGUCUGGGAGGCACAUGCGCGUCCACAGGGAAUACCGUUCAACCUCACCCCGUUUGUCGUCACUCUGAAUGCUAUCAACGACUCCCUGCGUCCCCACCUCCCUCCCACCGACACACGCCUGCGCCCAGAUCAACGUGCCAUGGAAGACGGCGAAUAUGAAUUCGCGGCGACGGAGAAGAAUCGUGUCGAGGAAAAACAGCGGGCGGCGCGUCGCCAGCGUGAGGCCGCAGGUGAAGAGUGGAGACCCAAAUGGUUUGAGAAAAAGGUCGAUCCCAUCACUGGGGAAACCUAUUGGGAGCACAAUGGCUUGUACUGGAAGAAGAGAGCCGAAAAGGAUUGGGCGGUUUGUGAUGAUAUCUUUUAG